Messenger RNA from Porites evermanni, 8464 nucleotides. NCBI's taxonomy places the organism in Eukaryota, Metazoa, Cnidaria, Anthozoa, Scleractinia, Poritidae. The record is from the annotation of a GenBank genome assembly.
AUGGCGUCUCCAACAAAUGAGGAAGUUUCCCAUUUUAUAGGAUAUAUUGUAAAAACAGCUACAAGAGACGAAACACGCCUCAAAGAGGAUGUCAUUGAGUUGUGCGAGAAAGUUCUUUUGCCCCUGUGCAAGGAGGUGAAUGGUAGAGUUGAAAAUAAACAAUUCGUUACAGAAAGACUAGAAUUCCUGACAAAGCGUUUCACCGAUAUUUACUGGACCCUUAGAUUACACCUUGUAUUCUACCAUGGUUUGAAGAAGGCCAAUGAAGUAAAGGAACUCCAGGAACUUGGCCAUCUACUUAGAUUGUCAGAAUAUGACCUUAAGAAGAAAUGUCCAGGCGCGGAUUAUGCAGUCGACCCGGGAAGCAAACUCUUGGAUAUCGUAAGUAUAGGUUAAUUCACUGAGGCUAUGUUUACACUAUACUACCUGGAUAGCUCUUUGGGCAGACACAAAAUACCAUCUGGUAUAGUAUGAACAGCAAUGGCACAGAACUGAAAAAGUUGUUCAGACACAUCAAACAUCAUGCCGGAGUGGUUGGCCAAUAGAGUUUGGUGAGCUAAAUCCCAGUAGUCAAAAUCACUAUUCUUAUGUGUGAACAAGAGCCCUAUUAGAUAUGGUGUUCAAGAGGUAUCCGACGCAAGAGGUAUCCAGUAGAGUGUGAACACAGCCUUAAGCUCACUGAGAAACUACCUGAGCUCAAUUGAUAACUUUAAACCAGGAUGAGCAAAGGAUUAAAAUCCAAACAGCAAGGUGCUUCAGAAAAGGCCCUGAACUAAGCUAGGUGAUAAAGCCAAUAUCAUAAAUAGUAUGCUGCCUCUCAGUUGUUGUUAUUGAUUGCACUCCUCAUAAACUGGUGGAUGCCAAUUACCAUAUUUUUCACGUAAACCUUGAAGCAUUGUCUUGAAUUAGCCUGUGUACAACUGCCCCCUCCCCUCAGUCAAAAUCAGGGAGAGAGAUGUCUAAUUCACACUGCUGUUAACCAUCCUCCUGAUUAAUUUGCAUAAAUUAAUUGUUUAAAUAAUCCUCUGACAGUUUUAAAAAGUGUUGACAGGGCAACACAACUCUUGUAUAAAACAUGUGCAGGUAUUUUCAGCCUUACAGCUUGGCUCUAACUGGAAUGUCUUAGGUAAUUGUCAUUUACUCUUUAUAACAAGUAUAUUAUUCUUUGGAGGUUUCUAACACAUAUAGCCUGUUCCAGGUGUUCAGAUCGUGGAGACGGCGCAAAGGGACGUGAGCAGACAAAAAAAAGCGAAAGGGUGGGGUAGGGGGUGAGAGCGAGGAAAUGCCUGUGGUACUUUUUAACAAAAGUUCAUUCAGGUAUACCAGAUUCUAGUAUACCCUAUGAUUGGUUUAUUUUCACAGCUCUUGUCAGCAUUUAGAAGUUCAUUACCUUGAUUGGAAAUGUGGUGUGCUAGCAAUGAGAUUACACAUCAGGUUAUCUUGAAAGCGUGGUGAAGUGAUUUGAAAUAAGCAACACAGUUUUAAUGUGGAAUGUCAUCCCUGAAGAACAGGAAAAAUCAUUUUGAGGCAGGAUCUUGUCAACAGAAAGCAAGGCUUUGAAAUUUUACCAUUCUUCAGGAAUAUUAAAUACGCGCAUGAACCUUCUAUUGAUAUUGAGCCUUUGUUUAGCCUGUGAAUACAGCCAUUUCUCCUUGCUCCUCACUGCUAGGGACGUUGCCCCUUAUUGGGCUACUCAAGUAUAGCAGUUUAGCAGAGUUGGAGUUGCUACAACAGUCGGGAAGCAUGGACAAAUUGGAUGUGAAUUCAGAAGAGAACAAAACCAGUUUCUUUAGCCCUGAAAUUCCUGAAAGCUGGCUGUCAAAACAUUCACCUGGAUAUUUUAAGAGCCGAUUUUGUGAAAAGAAACAAAAAGGCUAGCCUCAGGACAUGCUUUCAAGACUUCUUUUCACUUUAAUAACACGAUUUCCAAAGCUACGCGUGGAAGCAUUUAAUGACAAACAAAUUCAAAUAGCAUUUCAAUAAUGACAAAAAAAACGACGGCAGCCUCUAGUCUAUGAUCUGCUGAGUGAAAAUUACCGACAGAGGAAGUGGAACAAGUGUUGCUUGCCAGUUCUUUCAUUUUUAAGGGAGUUAAGGGAUAUGUUCGUUUGCAGAAAACAAAAAUAAAAGAUUUUAUUCUGAAUACAUACAUAUUUUUUAAAAAUAAGUCAGUCUAAAAGCGGGGUUUGUCGUCCGUUGCUUGAUUGACAACUUUUAACACCGGAAAAUAAGGUCAGAUUACUAGCCGACAAAGUGGGCAGAAUGAGAAAUCUCACAGGCUUUCCCUCCCCUCCUCCUCCUUAUUAUUUUCCUGCUCUGUUACUUUGAGCUGCACUCCACUAUCCGAACGCCUGGAAUAUAACACAUAAUGUUAUUCUGUCUUACAUUGGGAGGUCAUGAAGCCAGGUUUGUUUCCUGUUCAUUGAUUUCCUGUGACAUUUUGUUCUGAGAGAAUUUUGACCUUGGAAGCAGUUCAAAUUUCAGGAGUUGAUCCAUCGGAUGAUUUUGAUUAACGUUUCACAUGAAAACCAUUCACUCCUCUUCAGUUAGAAAUUAGAGCUCUUUUCUUUAAUUAUAUGAGUACAUGUAGGAAUAUAUUAAAUUCUGUGCUGAAUCCAGAUAUAAGAUCUCUGAUUUAGCAUGGAAUUCUGUAUGUCUUUCAACAAACUUCUAGUCUCUUUUCUUUACUUCUUUAACCACACCACAGAGAACAUUUGCACUCGCAAUCACUGCAGCAAACAUCAGUGAUCUCACUUUACAUUUUUAUUUCCAGAAAGCUGAAAUACAAAUAUAUGUUGAACUGUUUUGGUAAGCUGUCCACAAACACUAAGAUUUUCCCCAGGGAAUUCUGAGAUUCAUUUACCAAUCACAACACCAAAAUAACUUAUGUCACAGCAUUAACAUUACAGCCAAUCAGAGGUUCCUGACAUUCUGGUGAAACCAGAGCAUGAUUAAAAGUGGUGUUUUACUCUCCCAAAUUUUGUUUGAGGUGAGGGGGUGCUUGUACAUGGGUUAGAGUUGAAAAGACUUGCUCCUACAAAUAAAUUGUUGCCUGCAAUUCCUGGUGUUGCCUCUUUACAGAGAUGCCAGCCUCUAAAGAUUCUAAAUUCUAGAGACUGUCUCUUUUGCAUUACCCCUUCCCCUUACCCCCAAUAAAUACAGAUCAACCCAGUCCCCAUGGGUGUAGCUUAGGACAUUACACAAAGUCUUACAUGAAGAAGGAAACAUCAAAAUUAGCAUUCACAGAAUUUAAAGAGUUUAUUCUUUUCCACAUGGCAGGCUGAUUGCAUAUAUAUGCAAUGAGCAUAGCUAUCUGUUUUCUCCAUCUUAAAGUUGCCUUGAUUAUGAAAAACCCAGAUCAUUGUAAAUGGCAAAAUUGAAGACAUAAUUCACUCUUACUAAUACUUCUGUGCCACUGAUUAACUGACCCAUUCACCCCUGGAGAUUUUGCCGAAAAAUGCAUUUUGAAGCUAGUCCUGCGGUUUUCUGGUCACUAUCAUGCUAUAAAAAUCUUCUGAUCUUCUUCCUUCUGAUCCAGAUGCAGAAUAUUAACUUGUGAAGUUCAGGCAUGUGCAGAAAGCAAAAAUUUCGAGAUUUUGGGUUUAAAAGUAACACAGCAGUCUCGACUUUUACUUUUCACUUUCUCUCCUCCUCUCUUUUUUUGCAUUUCUAGCCUCAUUUUUUUUCUCUUGCUGGGCAUUUAGUAGGCUUCAUGUUGGUGGGAAAAGUUUUUAGGAAAGCUUUUAGGAUCUUAGGAUUAGAUGAAGGAAAGGUAGGUAGGUAGUGGAACAAGAUUUUCGUAGAAAAUUUCAGGUCAAUGGUACAUGGUUUUUUGCCUUUUUCUCUGGUGUCCUUGACUGAAUUUUGCUCAUUCUGGUAUGGUUUGAAAGAUCUCUUCGCUCUGCACAAGUUAGCGGACAAAGUUAUCGUUGACAAUCAAAACUGAUGACGUCACAAGCGGUAGAAAGGACAUGGAUCCGUACGGGCGGUUAUGGGCGGCUCAGGGGCAAAUGGGUUAAGGCCUCAGGUCAUAGUGAUCUUACUGCAUGUACUGCCAGCUCUCCCAGAUACAGUGUGAUUUUGUUAUUAAUUACCCUCUCACAUUCCCUAAAAAAUGAUAAUGGCAGAAAUUAAGUCGCAUAUAGGUGUUCAUACUAUACCACUCCUGUCGGCACGAAAAGCUACAGUAAAAAAAAAAAAAUACGUCACUCGACCCAGGUAACUUUCUACACGGCCGUUCUGACCAAAGCUGCUCAAAAUAGUAAAUUUUGUACUUUUCAACCGGGCAUAGAGACCGCUGGUUUUAUCCAAUUCACGCAAAUUGUAUCUCAUUUCUAAAACUGAAAGCGUGUAGAAUUCGUCAAAAUUUUAUAACAUUAGGAGUGACAUGCACUCUAAUACCCAAGCUAUAGAAACUAACUACUGAUGAAGCGUAUUAGAAAAAGAACUUCCCAAUUUAUAGAAUUUGAUUAAAAUUUAUCAUGUCUACAAAAGUAACUGGUCAAAGGGCUAUUACGAGCAUACUUUUGCUAACCCAGCGUGAAGAUUCACUAGUCCCGGGCUAGUGAACUCCCGUUAGUGUCGAGCACUAAGCUGUUCGGUAUAAUGUAAACAUAGCCUUAUAUACUUGGCUUAAGGUGUUGUUAAGCUCUUUAAGUAGUGAAAAUUGGCAAGCAAUCACUCUUUGCAAUCACACAUUUUGCUAUUCUUACUCAUAAGAUUUAAAAAGGUGUCCUCUUUAGUUUAAAGCCACAGCUUAAAAGUUAGUUGAUGAUUUUUUAAUUUUUUUUGAUAAACUUUAAAAAGAUAUUUUUGGACUUAUCAAAAAACAAUCGUUUCAACUGUCAUCUCCAAGUUGAAUUCAAAACAUGUACAUGCUGUGCUUAAGAACUUACCAAUAAGUCAAGUGACAAUGACGAUGACAGUGAAAUUGACUAUUUUCCAAUUCCCCAUAAUACACUCUGUCUGCCCCCCCAAAUUUUGCAUAACUUAUUGUCUUAAAAUGCUCUUGGGAAAAUGCAAUACUCCCAGGAGCAUUUAAAAACAAUGGUUUAUGCAAAAUUUGGGGGGCAAACAGAGUGUAUUAUGGAGAAUUGGAAAAUAGAGAAUAAAGUCAAUGAAAAAGGAGCCGAGGGUAGGUCAAAGAAGAAAAUAUAUUUCAAACCAAGUGGUCAAAAAAUGUUCAAAUACCUUAGGCCCACUUUCUUAAAAUAGCGUACUCUGAAAUUUCAGAAAGGUCUUAUGGGGAUCUCAUUGGUCUAUUCCUAGAAUAAACCCAGGAUCAGUAGACUCUACUAUAUAUGGUUAUAAUGUGGCCAGUUUGAAACCCGCUGCAUGUUGCAUUGUAGAGCACAAAAUCAUCUGAAUGUUGCACAUGCCUAUGGGGUUAUCUUAAAGCAAGGCAUUGUGGCUGAGCAGUUAGUGCACUCGACUUUCAUUUCGAAGGCCCUUAGUUCAAGUCCCAUCCUGACCACUGGCCGGAUUUGUUCUUGACCAUCCUGAGUUCAAAUAUUCGGCCAUGCUUGUAGAUUGAGCCAACUGGUUUGCCUCCUACUGGGAGUCUUAACCCUGUAAUGUUUAAUUUGAAAAGCCCCUUGCGGGGAGAGGAUAAUUAAGUAUUAUAUUUUUAAUUUUAAUUUAAUUUUUACAUAAUUAUUAAAUUGAUAAAAAUUGUCUUCCCAAUUCAAUAAUAAAAUUGUAGAUGUAAUCAUAAGGCAUGAGUUACUCUACUGAAUGUGUUCCUCCAUACAUACUCAUGCAGAAGUUUUGUUGGCUUAAACGCUUUACUCCCUCUGGAAUUCAAGUUGCCUAUAAGACCUUCCCCCCCCCCCGCCCCCCUUAGAAUUUCCAAUGACCCUCUAUCUGUGUUUGUUUUGACUUGUCAAAAGAUUUAAUUAAGAUUGUAGAAUAUCAGCUGUCAAUUUGAUACCUGUUAACCAGGCGUAUGAAUCAAUCUUUGUCCAUUGUACCUUUAGUUCUGUGAACCUUGUACCAAGCAAUCAUUCUGUAAUCGAGCGAGCAGUCUUUCUUGAGUCUUUCCUGCGAGCACAACAUGGGUACACGCUCACGAAAAUCCAAGAUGCCCAUAUCCGACGAUUACCUCACAGGCCCAACUCUCGCAAAUCUGUCGGGCUACCUCGAGGAUCCUUUUCCAUCUCUACCUCGCGCAACAGCUGAUCAACAAAAGUCCCAAAGCACGAAGCCAGGGAAAAGCACACAACAAGAGACAACGACCCCAGCAGCACAGCAACCUUUGUCACUAGAUAAGCAGAUCCAACUGGAGCAAUUGAAGCACAGCAAUCUACAGUUGCAGUUGGAGCUUACGAGGGCGCAGUUAGAGCUGGCGAAGCUAAGCCCAAACGUUAUACCCUCGCAAGCUAUCAGUUCGAUGAAGCCAGAAGUGCUGUCACCUCUUGACAAUAUUCUUGCCUCCACGCCUUUUAGACCACCAUCCCAAGAAGUAUUUGCAGAGGGUGGCAGUGUCCCAACUCUCAAACAUUUGCGGACUAAAGACAAAAAAGAGCGCAAACAUCUUUCCUUAUUGCCUAAUGAUUACCUUUUCUCCGCAAAAGGUAAGAUAGACUACGACAACCUUGAGAUUUCGGAGUUUGUGGGUGGCUUUCUCGAAUUCUUAAAUAGUCAGUCAGAGUUCGCGCAACAGCGCUAUUUAGCGUACCUCAAACUGCUCAUGGAAAGUGCUGCCACAUAUUCAUGGAACAGCGUACGGAAUUUCUACUUCUCCAUCAAUACAGCGGUAGAAGCCGGACGUUUGUCUCUCCAGCAAUUUGACCAGAUAAAGGAUCGGGCACAAACCUUCUUCACCCACGCCGAUCUGCCUUCAGCACCGACCACUCCUCGUGUUUCAACCACAUCUUCUCAAGCGCGCUACAGCAAGAAAGAUACCUAUUGCAAAGAGUGGAAUUACACAGGCAAGUGUAUAAACUGCUCACCGACAGAAGCGACAUACAAGGGCAUUCACCGUUGCCGUGUUUGCGAUGCACGUCACGCAAUGUUACAAUGUGCAAAAUGUCGCUUCCCAAUUCCUAACACUUUCAGCGGCACGCCUAAAUCAGAAGACAAACACCGACUAGACAAUGCCAUUGCUUUGGCGAAUGCCGUCAGAGCCGUGCAUGCCCCUAAUUUUUCAGGUGCACGAAUUCCCAUCCAGACUAACUUCAAUUUAGCAAAGUUUGAAUUUUACCUCGAACAUUACCAAGAUAGAAUUAUUAUUGAUUUUCUUCGUUACGGCUGGCCGAUUAAUUACGUGGGGUCUCUUUUCUAAUCAUCCUUCUGCCGCCAAAAACAGCGUUUUCCUGAGAUCUUAUGUCCAUAAAGAGCUUGUUCAUCGUUCUAUUUGCGGACCUUUCACAUCUAACCCCUUUGACACUGAUUGUGUCAUCUCACCGCUUCUGUGCGUUCCAAAGCGUGACUCCGACGAACUCAGAGUCGUUCACGAUUUAAGUUUUCCUGAGGGUUUCUCUGUCAACGAUGGGAUCGCCAAAGACUCCUAUAUGGGGUGACUAUGAACAUUCUCUGAAACCGCACAAUAGACUGUGGCAAGAAUAUGAUAAGUUACUGUGCAAGGCGGAAAACCUUGAACACUAAAAAAUAUCUCUGGCUUGUUGCUAGUAUCUUGCAGAAAAAAAUCGCAAGCAUCAACCGUAAUUUAUAUAUAUGAUUUUUGUAUACAGCAAUCAUGCUUACUUCUGCCCUGAAAGUGAACAACUGUCUCAGACUUUUACUUUUUAUUUUUCAGCUUGGCUAUAUUGAAGAAAACCGCCAGAACGGUUCUGCUAGUGGCAGUGAAGAUCAUGCAAAUUCUUUGAUGAAGCAAGCGCAAUUUUGGUUCAAACAACUUCAUCAUAAAAACAGAUUUAGGCCGAAGGUUUUGGCGAAGGUUUCACACGGUGGUAAAUGCUUUGUAGGAGCCUCAAUAGCUGUAAAUGAUUUUUUAAGGCCUCUUUGCUUGUAUAAGAGAAUCUCUCAAUUUAAAUGGAGCUUCAAGAAGGCAAUAGUGCAUUCCCGGUCUCUUUAUACCACAGAUGAGAGGGACUGGAAGUCUUCUGCAUUUGAAAAAAAAGAGUAUACGGAGGAAAAAGCUCCUUGCCAAAAAUGUGUUCAAAUGUUUGAGAACUUACCGGGAUUUAUAGCCGAAGGGAAUGAGGGGCCUGCGCGCGAUUCUCGCAAAUCAAAUUUCGUGGGUAAUUGUGCUGAGUACUGCCCCGUCAACGAACUUCUUACAGAUGACAUGGGGACCUCAAAUGAGGAGAAACUAAGGAUAGAGACUACUUUGAAACAAUUUUGGGAUCAAUGUGCCACUCUCUUUUCUGAUUAUCAGUCCAUCUGUGAGAAAUGUGUGAAUGCUUAUCAGGCGACAGCUAAAAGACGCGAAAGACUAGCAGAAGCGUAUUGGCUAGUAAAACAUAAGAUGCUUAUUUUAGGUUUAAAAAAGUACAGUUUGUAA